This is a messenger RNA of Ruditapes philippinarum (Manila clam), 2366 nucleotides long. Its product is annotated as enoyl-CoA delta isomerase 1, mitochondrial-like. Gene Ontology annotation, cellular component: mitochondrion. Lineage: Eukaryota; Metazoa; Mollusca; Bivalvia; Venerida; Veneridae. Gene Ontology annotation, biological process: fatty acid beta-oxidation. The coding region runs from base 214 to 1077 and encodes 287 amino acids. Gene Ontology annotation, molecular function: enoyl-CoA hydratase activity. The record is from RefSeq and is a predicted model, not a curated record. The transcript is spliced from 8 exons.
AUAUACCCAUAUAUAACACAAAAUUGUUGUCAACCGUUGCCAGCUAUAAAAUCUGAUAAGCCAAGAGAGACUGUUUAUGCUCUAUAUAAAAUAUUUGUCAAUUUUAUUUUGAUUAAACAUUUUUAUUCGUUUGUUAUAUAUUUUCGCGACAAUUUGCGUUGGACCUCAAAGUGCGGUGUUACAGAGCCUGACGAAAGCGACUUACAAGGAACAAUGAGCCUUAGACGUAUAAUUUCAUCACCUUUGCUGCAUAAAACAAUCAAUCACUACAGAGGGUCUGCAAGAUGUAUGUCCACUGCUGCUGAUAAGUUACUUGUUGACAUGGAUACCAAAUCAGGUGUUGCAAUUGUGAAAAUGAACCGGCCCCCAGUGAACAGCCUUAAUCUGGAGUUUCUUACAGAAAUCAAUAUUUUGUUGGAGAAAUUAGAAAAUGAUAAAACGUGUAAAGGCCUUAUUCUGACAUCAAGCAACAAUAAGAUAUUUUGUGCUGGUUUAGAUAUAAUGGAGAUGUAUAACCCACAGAGAGAUCGUCUGACAGAAUUCUGGAGGAUGUUACAGAGUGUUUGGAUCAGCUUGUACAACACCAGACUGGCUACUAUUGCUGCUAUCAAUGGCCACAGUCCAGCUGGUGGAUGUUUGUUAGCUACAUGUUGUGACUAUAGAAUCAUGGUUCAAAACUUCACUAUAGGGCUAAAUGAAACACAAUUGGGCAUCAUUCCUCCCUUCUGGUUUGUAGAUUCUAUGGAAGGUGUUAUAGGAUAUAGACAGACAGAACUGGCCUGUCAGAAAGGUUUAAUGAUGACCACAGAACAAGCUUUCAAAGUUGGUCUUGUAGAUGAAGUAGUAACACCAGACAUUGUGCUGGAAAAAGCUCAAAAUGAAAUGAAAUCCUGGCUAAAAAUACCUGAUUUUGCUCGACAGUUAACAAAGACUCAGAUGAAGAAACCCAAAGUAGAUAAACUACUGUCAAGGAGGGAGGAAGAUAUUGAACAUUUCGUGAACUUUAUUACCAAAGAAUCAGUACAAAAAGCAUUGGGAGCUUACUUAGAACAAAUGAAAAAUAAGUCAAAGAAAUAGAGAGAGAAUAUGUGGACUAUUAAAACAGAUAUAAUAUAAAAAGAAUAGUGGCUAAAUUAGAUUUUAUUAAUCAGGUGAUUUGUAAGGAACAAACAGGAAUUAUUAGAAUAAUUUCUAUCACAGGAAUGAAAAUUAUUAUACUUUUAGAAAUGUAACAUGUAAUGAUUAUAAUUUUUACUCUGUGAUUAAAUGCAUGCUAAAGAUUGAAAUUGUAAAUGUUUGUAAAUACAAUGUUUGUUAAUUUGAAGUAAAUACUGUACAAAUUAUAUGAACAAAAUAUAUAUAGUAAUAAUAAAAAUUAUAUAAUUUUUCAAGCACAGUAUAUCAAACACAAGAUGUUUUUAUCUGGGAGAAGUCAUAAUUAAUAAUCUAGACAAUCAUUGUAUACUGUGUGAUAUUUUAUGGUACGCAAGUACUGGCUAAUAUUGAAGGACUAUCUAAUAGGGCAGUUCAGGAUGUUUUCAUUAAAAACUUGGUAAUUUCUUGUUUAUGUAAUUUAUAGAAAUUAAAAAUGAGGAUUUAGUAAAGUAGUAAUUUGAAUGACCUGACAUGGUAAAAUGUAAAAUUUGACGUUCAGAUUGUAGCCAUAAUGUAUAUUUAGAGUCCUGUUUUCCUAAAAUAUAAUUUUAAAUGCCAGUAAGUGGGUAACAUUUUGCAGUCUUUCAUAUGAACUGGUUUCUGCACAUUUCAUGAUAUUAAAUAAGGGUUACCCUUACCCUGUUUAUAUAUAAACAACAAAUUAUGUGUCGGUAAUCAAGACAGCAAUGAAACAUUUCCUAUAAUGAAAUAGAUUUUGGUUGGUGCUGUAUAACCAAAUUUGUCAUGUUUUUGAUUUAAAAUAAUUUUAUCAUAUUUCAUAGUUAAGGUAUAACCAAACUCUUAAGGCAUGAAUGGUUAGAAAAAGCAUGGUAUUUAAAAAACACAUAAUACUUUAUACAUGUAAUAUAAUAAGCAAUUACAUGUGCAAUGUUAUUGUCGUUAAAUUUCCUAGGAGAUAAAAUUGGAAAAAGAAAGGUUACAUUGUUCUGGUUGGAAUCUUAGUUUAUGUGUAUAAUAAACAGAUCUAUCUGAAAUAUUUUUGGUGUAACUAUAUAUAUUUUAAACAUUGAAAGAACUAUUUGGAAGAAGGUGUUAUUGUUGUGCAAGGCCUAAAAACUGCAGGUUGUAAUCCAAAUGUCCCAACAUAAUGUUGUGUUUCAUUAGAAACUGUCUUGUUUGUAUGAUAUAAUUGUUAAUGAUAUACAUAAUAUGUGUAUUUCUAUGAAUUAAAUUCAUAUGUAGUAUAAAUA